GAGUGUACGUUACUUUCUCGGAUGAACCACACCCACCUCCAUUUUCAAAUUUAAAAAUAUUCUGAUUAUUUGUUUAUUAUUUAUUUUAUUAUUAUUAUUGGAUCACACCACCUCUAAUUCCAACCAAUGCCCUUCUCUUCUCACAAAUUCCCUUUAAACCUCCUCCGCCGUGUCUGCCGCUGCUCCGCCGCCGAUCGCUUCUCUCCGACGCCGCCGCCGCUCACCGGUUUAUGAUUCCGUACAAAUUCAGAUUUCUAAAGGCGGUUUUUAGGCUUUUCCGCACUCCAACCGAUUUGAAACCGCAAUGUUAUGCCGGAAAACUUCCGUCAAAAGCCGCCGUGGAUCGGAGGCGGCGGCGGCGGUGCAUCUGAACGUCUACGAUCUCACCUCCAUCAACGGCUACGCCUACUGGCUCGGCCUCGGAGUCUACCAUUCCGGCGUUCAAGUUCACGGUGUUGAGUAUGCAUUUGGCGCUCACGAAUUUCCGACGACCGGAAUAUUCGAGUCGGAGCCGCGGCAAUGCGACGGUUUCACCUUCCGGAAGUCGAUCCUGAUCGGGUGGACAGAGCUGACGGCGCGUGAGGUGCGUGCGGUGAUGGAGGAGCUCGCCGGACAAUACCGCGGCGACGCUUACAACCUCAUCACUAAGAACUGCAACCAUUUCUGCAACGACGCCUGCCUCCGCCUCACCGGAAAUUCGAUCCCCCGGUGGGUCAAUCGUCUCGCCAGAAUCGGAUUCUUUUGCCGGUGUGUGAUCCCGGACAAAUUCAAUUCGACAAAAGUCCGGCACCACAAAAUCGACGCGGAAAACGGCUGUUGCCGGGCCGAAAAGAAUCUGGAAAGCAGAUCAAAUAGGUUCGGUAUCGGGUCAUCAAAUUCAUCCUCAUCCUCAUCAAGUUCACCUCCAAAUUCAAAUUCGAGAAGCAGACGAGGGGGCGGCUCGUUGCUUCUCGAUAGGAAAGCAUUAAAUUAAUACAAAAAAUUUAAAAUCAAAAUCACAAAUAUUGUUUUUUUUUUUUCAAUGGGAGUUACCACUAUAUUGAUUCAUUUCUUGUAAAUCAAUGCCCAUUAUUUUUUAUUUGAUUUGAUUUGAUUUUAAAAAAUGAAUGAAGAAGUGUUGUUAUC
Messenger RNA from Andrographis paniculata, 1125 nucleotides. RefSeq names its product deSI-like protein At4g17486. The coding region runs from base 305 to 973 and encodes 222 amino acids. Gene Ontology annotation, molecular function: deubiquitinase activity. The record is from RefSeq and is a predicted model, not a curated record. The transcript is spliced from 3 exons. Gene Ontology annotation, biological process: protein deubiquitination. Lineage: Eukaryota; Viridiplantae; Streptophyta; Magnoliopsida; Lamiales; Acanthaceae.